AUGAUGAUAGCUUUACUCUCAAUCUACGGUGAUGAAGAUGAUGAGAUGGAUGAUGAAGAACAAACAGCUCAUCCUCAUCUGGUUGAGUCAAAUGAUCAAGUAGAUACUGAUGGUGACAAUAACCAUGCUGUUAACAAAAUCCCAUCAGCCGAGGAAGAUGAUGCAUUUAUGGAUAUUUCAGAAGGGUCAAAAGAUGUUGAUCUAUUAAACAAGUUUUUACCUCCACCGCCAAAAGCCAAGUGCUCAGAUAAACUGCAAGAGAAAAUAAUCGAAUUUCUUGCAUUUAAGAAUAAGGGAAGAAGCUAUAAUGCAAAGCAAGGAUGUCUUUGA
Messenger RNA from Oldenlandia corymbosa var. corymbosa, 330 nucleotides. The record is from the annotation of a GenBank genome assembly. Lineage: Eukaryota; Viridiplantae; Streptophyta; Magnoliopsida; Gentianales; Rubiaceae.